Diaporthe amygdali is the source of this 933-nucleotide messenger RNA. RefSeq lists its product as uncharacterized. Gene Ontology annotation, cellular component: cytoplasm. The record is from RefSeq and is a predicted model, not a curated record. Bases 1 to 933 code for a protein of 310 amino acids. NCBI's taxonomy places the organism in Eukaryota, Fungi, Ascomycota, Sordariomycetes, Diaporthales, Diaporthaceae. Gene Ontology annotation, biological process: regulation of proteolysis; proteasome-mediated ubiquitin-dependent protein catabolic process. The transcript is spliced from 3 exons. Gene Ontology annotation, molecular function: ubiquitin protein ligase binding.
AUGGAUUCUCUCAACCUCACUAGCAGCUAUGCCUUUCAAGAGAGCGACAUCCAGCUGCUGCAGACAGGAAAUUUUGCCGAUGGCAUCGUGAAGUGUCAGGAUCGCACUUGGAAGGUCCAUCGCGCACUGUUGGCAUCAAGGCUCAAGUUCUUCCAGGUCGCUUUCUACGGCUCAUUUGCUGAGGCCAUCUCUGGGGAGGUCAACUUUCCUGAAGCGGACCCCGAGUCAGUCGAAGUCAUGCUCCGACAUCUCUACCGUCAAGAGGUCGACGUGAAAGAUCUGAAAACUCCUGCUUUCUGCGUCCGCUGCUGGAGAUUCGCCGAUUACCUCAAUCUGGAAAGCCUUAAGGCCGUGGCGAUCGCGACACUCGGACAGCAUUUCGACGCGUUGGCCUUGUUGGCCUCUAACGUCCAGGGUAAUGCUUGCAUCCGGCCUAAGUGGAUGACGUUUCUUUUCGAAGCCUUUCGCGAGGUUUCUGUUGACGAAAGUACAAAGCCGCUUUACUGCAUCUUUGCCACCUUUCUGUUGGUAACAAGAUUCCAAUUACUCAAACUUCCUAAGACGUUGGACUUCCUGAAGCAUUGUCACGGCGUAAACAAGGAGCUUCUGAAGCUACUUGCUUGGGAUUUUCGCGACGAUAGGCCUGUCUGGAUCCCCAGAGACAUAGAUAUCGAGCAGCUCACGGGAAUUGCAAGGCCUUUCUUUCACGGCUCGGUCUCUUGCCCAGGCCCAGAUUGCAUCAGAGGCGAGUCGCUGGCAGACCAGUAUGAGAUAUUCUACAACCCCUUCCCACUCGACAGCACACCUAUCGGAAAAUUUGUCUGGUGCAGGAAGUGUGUACACAAAAUCAAUGAAGAGCGCCGAUGGCCAUGGCGAAGCGGUGGUGGAUGGAAAGAGGGGGAGAAGAUCAGUCUGGAAGCAUGGAGCUGGUAA